Molecule: messenger RNA, 639 nt
Organism: Penicillium angulare
Lineage: Eukaryota; Fungi; Ascomycota; Eurotiomycetes; Eurotiales; Aspergillaceae
Gene: ura6
Product: uridylate kinase ura6
Exons: 1
Coding region: 1-639 (212 amino acids)
Biological process (GO): 'de novo' pyrimidine nucleobase biosynthetic process; CDP biosynthetic process; UDP biosynthetic process
Cellular component (GO): nucleus; cytoplasm
Molecular function (GO): UMP kinase activity; ATP binding
Source: RefSeq, a predicted model, not a curated record
AUGGCCGAAUCUACUAGCCCCCGCUUCUCUACAAACGACGUCACUGUCGUCUUCUUCCUCGGAGGCCCUGGUAGCGGAAAGGGUACCCAAUCCGCCAACCUAGUUAAGGACUAUGGCUUCGUCCACCUUUCCGCCGGUGACCUUCUGCGCGCCGAACAAAUCCGCGAGGGCAGCCAAUACGGCAGCUUGAUCAAGGAAUAUAUCCGUGAAGGCAAGAUCGUGCCUAUGGAAGUUACCGUCGCUCUUCUCUCGAACGCAAUGGCUGAUUCGCUGGCCUCAUCUCCCCCGCCCGCUGGUACUAAGGCGCGAUUCCUGAUCGAUGGAUUCCCGCGUAAGCUGGACCAGGCUGUUUUCUUUGAGGCUACCGUUUGCCCUUCGGAGGUUGUGCUGUUCCUUGAUUGUCCUGAGGCUGUUAUGGAGACUCGUCUGCUGAAGCGUGGAGAGACGAGUGGUCGGGAUGAUGAUAAUGCCGAGUCUAUUCGCAAGCGCUUCCGUACUUUUGUUGAGACUUCUAUGCCUGUUGUGGAUGAUUUUGAGAAGAAGGGGAAGGUUGUUAAGGUUCAGGCUACUGGAUCAGUUGAGGAUGUUUAUGCUCAGGUUAAGACUGGAAUUGAGGCUCGCAAUGUUCACCCUCGUUGA